CCGGCAGCGAAGGAAGUCGACGGUCGAGCGCGAACUGCCGACGAACAUCAACAAGCGAGAGGAAGGCGAAGGAACAGGAAGGGACGCUAAAGAAAAUGCCGCAAGACGCGACCAAAACCGAGAAGAAGGAGAACAAGAAGGACGAGGAGAAGAAGGAUGGGGAUCUUAAAGAGGAAUUGUCUGAGGAGGACAGACUGCUGCAGGAGGAGCUGAACAUGCUGGUGGAGCGGCUGCAGGAAACUAACGCGGAUCUGUACAAGCCAGCCCUGGAGCAGAUCCGUUCCCUCAUCCGCUCCUCCACCACAUCCAUGACCAGCGUCCCCAAACCUCUCAAGUUCAUGCGGCCGCAUUACCAGACCAUGAAGGACAUAUACAAUAACAUCAAAGACAAUGGCCUAAAGAAGUUUGCAGCUGACAUCGUCUCUGUCUUGGCCAUGACUAUGUCUGAGGAACGCGAAUGCCUGAAGUACCGCUUGCUCGGCCAGCGUGGAGACAUUGGAGAUUGGGGCCAUGAAUAUGUCAGGCACUUGGCUGGAGAAAUCGCACAGGAAUGGGAGACACUGGGUGAGGAUGAUGAUGCCAGGAGAGCCGAGCUGAUCAGUGAAGCCCAUGUCAUUGUCCCCUACCACAUGCAGCACAACGCAGAGGCAGAGGCAUGUGACCUGCUUAUGGAGAUGGAACAGCUGGAACUCCUUACUUCACAGGAUUACGUUGAUAAGGAUGCCUACUCUCGAGUGUGCUUGUACCUGACCAGCUGUGUACCUUACGUCCCAGACCCCGAGAACACCAACCUGAUCAACACGGCACUUCAGCUGUAUCGCAAAUUUGGGCAGUACCCGCAGGCCAUGAGACUGGCGCUCCAACUCCAUGACUUUGAUCUCAUUAAACAACUAUUUGAUGAAUGCCCGGACAAGCUGGUGAGGAUGCAAGUGGCCUUCAUGCUGGGCCGUCAGCAGGUGUUCCUGGAGCUGCCGGAGGACAUGGAUGACUAUGAAGACCUGACAGAGAUCCUCUCCAACUCCCACCUGAACACUCACUUCCUCUCUCUCGGGCGUGAGUUGGACAUCAUGGACCCCAAAACCCCAGAGGACAUUUACAAGUCUCACCUGGAGAACAACCGGCCCACCUUUGGCCCCGGCCAGGUUGACUCUGCCCGCCAGAAUCUCGCUUCCUCCUUCGUCAAUGGCUUUGUAAAUGCUGCCUUUGGAACGGACAAGCUACUCACAGAGGACGGAAAUAAGUGGCUGUACAAAAAUAAGGAACAUGGUAUGUUGAGUGCAACCGCUUCACUUGGUCUGAUCUUACUGUGGGACGUUGAUGGAGGCCUGACACAGAUUGACAAGUACCUUUACUCCUCUGAAGACUUCAUUAAGUCUGGCGCCCUUCUGGCCUGUGGCAUUGUCAACAGUGGUGUGAGGAAUGAGUGUGACCCUGCUCUUGCCUUGCUCUCAGACUACAUCGGACACAAAACUAUGGUCAUUCGUAUUGGAGCCAUCCUCGGCCUGGGGCUAGCCUACUCUGGAAGCAACAGAGAAGCUGUCCUCAACGUCCUCACUCCAGUUCUGUCGGAUGAGAAGAGCUCCCUCGAGGUAGUGGGCAUCACUGCUUUGGCGUGUGGAAUGAUUGCAGUGGGUACAACAAACCAGCUGGUUGUGGAGGCUCUAGUCACGACACUUUUGGCCAAAUCUGAGACUGAACUUAAGGACACAUAUGCCAGAUUCAUUUCCCUUGGCCUUGCUCUUGCAUACCUUGGUUGCCAAGACAAGUGUGAGGUGGUCCUCUCCUGCAUUGAAAACCUACCUGCGCCCUUCCGUCAGAUGACAGCCACCCUGAUUGAAGUCUGUGCUUAUGCUGGAACUGGUAAUGUCUUGAAGGUCCAGGAGAUGCUUCACAUCUGCACGGAUCAUUAUGACCAGGAGGAAACAAAAUCCAAGGAUAAAAAGGACAAGGAUAAGGACAAGAAGGAGGAUAAAGAUAAAGAUAAGAAAGAGGAGAAAGAUAAAGCAGAAGAAAAGGAGGUUGAUCUCUCAUCACAGCAGGCUGUUGCUGUCUUAGGCAUUGCGCUGAUUGCCAUGGGUGAGGAUAUUGGAGCAGAGAUGUCGUUCCGCCAGUUUGGCAACUUGUUGCGUUAUUGUGAGCCUGUUAUUAGAAGAGCCGUUCCUCUUGCGCUUGGCCUCAUCUCUGUUUCAAACCCCAGACUCAACAUCCUGGACACUCUUAGCAAGUUCUCCCAUGACUCAGACACUGAUGUGGCUCACAAUGCUAUCUUUGCUAUGGGUCUUGUAGGGGCAGGAACAAAUAAUGCCAGGUGAGCUGUGGAUACUAAAAUUG
Molecule: messenger RNA, 2331 nt
Organism: Penaeus indicus
Lineage: Eukaryota; Metazoa; Arthropoda; Malacostraca; Decapoda; Penaeidae
Product: 26S proteasome non-ATPase regulatory subunit 2-like
Exons: 12
Coding region: 96-2312 (738 amino acids)
Biological process (GO): regulation of protein catabolic process; proteasome-mediated ubiquitin-dependent protein catabolic process
Cellular component (GO): proteasome regulatory particle, base subcomplex; proteasome complex; proteasome storage granule
Molecular function (GO): enzyme regulator activity
Source: RefSeq, a predicted model, not a curated record